AUGGGAUUGUCUCUUUCCUUGCUCCUCUCUGCCUGGCAACAGAUUCUAAGUCACAGGUUUUUUGAUUUGGCUUACAAUGUCAGACUCAGUUCUAAGAGAACGGAUUCAGAGACCAUAACCAACUCAGUUUCUGGCUCGGCUAAGACUCGAAGAAAAAAAUCAUUGACAUUGAAAACCAGCAAACCUGAUGACAACAAUAUAGUGCUUGAGAAGACGUUGUCGUUCAAGGAUUUGGUUCAAGAAAAAAGGGAUUCAUUGGUUUCUAGUGCCUCGAAUGGAUUGUUGCAUAAGCCAAUGCCCUCACUUUCAUUGCCGGAACCCACGAUUUUGUUCUCACCAAGACCCAUCAGUGAGCUUGAUGCUGCGGCUGUUAAGCUUCAGAAGGUUUACAAGAGUUACCGGACUCGAAGAAACCUUGCCGAUUGUGCGGUGGUGGUCGAGGAGUUAUGGUGGAAGGUAUUAGACCUUGCAGAGCUCAAACAAAGCUCUAUUUCCUUCUUCGAUGUCGACAAACCUGAAUCUGCAGUUUCACGGUGGGCAAGAGCCAAAACACGAGCAGCAAAGGUGGGAAAGGGUUUGUCCAAGGACGAAAAAGCUCAGAAAUUAGCCCUUCGACACUGGCUUGAAGCUAUCGAUCCGAGACAUCGAUAUGGGCAUAACUUACACAUGUAUUAUGAUGUUUGGUUCUCAAGUGAAAGCUCACAGCCUUUCUUCUACUGGCUGGAUGUUGGAGAUGGGAAAGAAUUAAACCUUGACAAAUGUCCGAGAAAAAAACUACAGCAGCAAUGCAUCACAUAUCUUGGACCAAAUGAAAGGGAAGGAUACGAGGUAAUAGUUGACAAAGGGAGGCUUGUUUUUAAACAAAGUGGGUCACCGGUGAAUACACCGGGUGAAUGUAAAUGGAUAUUUGUCCUUAGCACAACCCGGGCCUUGUAUGUGGGAAGAAAGGAAAAGGGUAAAUUUCAACAUUCGAGUUUUCUAGCCGGAGGUGCCACCACCGCAGCCGGAAGAUUGGUUGCUCGGGAUGGAGUUCUCGAGGCUAUAUGGCCAUAUAGUGGUCAUUAUCUCCCCACGGAAGAGAAUUUCUUGGAAUUCAUUAGCUUUCUCGAGGAAAAUCAAGUGAAUCUCACCAAUGUUAAGAGGUGUGCUAUUGAUGAUGAUCACCCAUAUGGGCAAGCCCCGGCUAAGGAACCCAAACGGGAGCCAUUGGUCGGUUCUGAUGACCGCAUCAGUGCGGUGGAAACAGGCACGGGUGAUCAUGACCAUGAUGAAAAGAUUAGCACCAAGGCGCCAGCACCAGGGUUCAACUCGCCUAUGAGAUUAUCAUGCAAGUGGACCACGGCGGUUGGACCACGCAUCGGGUGCGUGCGCGACUACCCUACUAAUCUCCAGUCAAAAGCACUCGAACAAGUUAAUCUAUCACCAAGGGUUACUCCUGGGUUCACGUUUGGUCCAAUUCCUUCACCAAGGCCGAGUCCAAGGAUCCAUCUUUCCCCAACGAUUGCAGGCAUGGGACUGCCCAGUCCAAGGCCCAUACAAUAAGCUAACUA
Messenger RNA from Hibiscus syriacus, 1550 nucleotides. Its product is annotated as IQ domain-containing protein IQM1-like. The transcript is spliced from 7 exons. The record is from RefSeq and is a predicted model, not a curated record. NCBI's taxonomy places the organism in Eukaryota, Viridiplantae, Streptophyta, Magnoliopsida, Malvales, Malvaceae. The coding region runs from base 1 to 1542 and encodes 513 amino acids.